AUCGCAAUUAUCAUCGCAGUUUAGUUAAUUUGGAACUCAUAUAUAACAUGCUGAAUUUGUGUUUCAAUUAAACAGUUGUUUCAUAAACAUUGUGGUGUUUAAACGUUAAUUUAAAUUAAACAAAAUAAUUAAUUUUGAUUUUUCUUGAUUUGUGUUAUAUUGGAGAUUAAAAUAAAAUAUUCAACAUGAAAUUCGCCGUAGUUAUUUGUGUUUUGUGCAGUUUGAUUGCUGUCAAUGAAGCUGCCAUUGCCAUGGCCAGAUUCAAUAAUCCAACUUAUCCCGGCAAAUGUACCAUUGAUGAAAAAACCAUCUUGUCACCCGGACAAAAGGGCAAGGCCCCCAAUAAUCCAUGUGCUGGUGUUACCUGCAUGGACAAUGGUUAUGUAGAAUUUAGAACCUGUCCCGCUGUGGCACCACCAAAAGGUUGUAAACUACGUGACUUUGUUAAUACCAAUCGUCAUUAUCCCGAGUGUUGUGAGCGUAAAUAUGAUUGUACUAAAUUGAUUUAAAACCAGAUACUCAGCAGAAAAGCUAGAACAAGAAAAAAGAAGACACAACAAUUAAGAAAAUAACAUCAUUAAAAGCAGCACUAAAACCUGAAAUCAUGACGUAUCAUCUCAUAUUUUUUUUACUACAUUUAGUAGACCCCACAAAGGAAGGUGUGUCUUUAUAAAUUGUGGCUACUACAUGACUUUAAACAUUUACCAUUAAAAAAAGAAAGAAACAAAGACUAAGAACCCUCACACUCAUCAUAUUUAUGUAGGAAGCUGUAUGUGUUUCUUUUGGUUUAAUAUUUAAAUUGUUUUUUUUUUAUUAAGUUUAAGUUUAAUGAAUUUUUAUUAUUUAUAAAAAAAGGUUUAUAAUUUAUGUUAUAUUAAUUUAAAGUAAACAAAGAA
Calliphora vicina (urban bluebottle blowfly) is the source of this 896-nucleotide messenger RNA. RefSeq lists its product as uncharacterized. The transcript has 3 exons. The record is from RefSeq and is a predicted model, not a curated record. The coding region runs from base 186 to 509 and encodes 107 amino acids. NCBI's taxonomy places the organism in Eukaryota, Metazoa, Arthropoda, Insecta, Diptera, Calliphoridae.